AUGUUAAACAAUACGUGUAGAGAACAGGUUUGGGAUGCGUCAAACAGAGACGGGCGACACUCGAUUCCACCAGAAUGUCUGGGAUGUCAACAACUCAGGAAGUUAGUUUGUUUUGGAAUUUUUUUCCAGGAGGUCCCCCCACACGAACAUAUGUUAUUUUGAUCCGAGUUGAUCUAUCUAUUGUGUAGGCAUGAAUGUAUGUACUUUUUUCCAUCGAAAUGCGAUACCUUUUUCCCGUUAUGUAUUGUUGAUUUGCGCUCUUUCGAGUGUUGAACUUUUGUGCCCCUGUUGGUCACAAAAAAAAACAAAUUCUUUUUUUUUUGGAAAAACAUACAUAUAUUGAAUGAAACUAUUAAUAAGGAUGAUUGGCAUCCGAAAAAAAAGAGGAGAAGAACGAACGAAAGUUUUUUCAUUUUAUUCUAUUUUAUUCUGCCUGACGGGCGGAAUAUUUCGACGGCAACCAACUGAAUUUGAAUAAAAAAGACCAGAAAAACUCGUUUUUUUCGGUUGCGGCUGGACGGACAGCGCGCACUUCCCGCAUAUUAUUUUUAUUUUAAUAAUUUAUGUAAAAUGUUCGUGAGAUAGGUGUGAAAAAUACCAAGAAUUAAAAUUAGAAUUUAUCAUUUUUUUUUGGAAUUUUUUCAUACCCAAGUAGAUCAAAAAAUUGUCGGAAAAUCUUUCUGCGAAACCCCCUGAAAGACCUCCAAGAACUAUCUGUUUUUUGUUGCCUGUGUUCCAUUUUAUUUUCUUUUUACAUACAAUUCAAUUAGUUUAUUUUUGUCCUCAUCUAUCUUCUUUUUUCCAAAGUUCUCCGUGUUUCAAAAAUAAAAACAAGAAUACGAAAAGCGAAGAAGAAAAAAAGUAUAGCUGUUCUUGAUGGCAUGAAUCAUCUGACACACAUGUUUUGUCACAUGGAUUUACGAAUAGACGAGAAUUUUUGUUUGUUUCUUCUUUUUUCUUCUGCUUUCGUUUUUCGUUUGUGUUUUUUUUCGGCUGUUUCAAAAUCAACAACAACACAUACAUAUUAUUAUUAUAUAUGUUUUUUUUUCGCUGUGUUCACCAAUUUUUUUGGUGUAUGUGCCUAUUAUCUCGUUUCCUUCCACUUGACUAAAUGCCGAUGAAACAUGCAUGGACCCUUAGGCGGGGAGGGACGUCGUUCCAGAAAAAAAGAAGGAAAAUACUAGUAGUAUAGGUCACAUGCUCCACUUCAGAAGCAGAAGAAGAAGAAGAAGCAGAAUGUUGUACUACUAGCGCAACAUGAUGAAAAAAGAGAAAAGAAAAAAAAAGAAGAAGAAAAAAGUAGUCGUCCUAGUAGUAGUAGUACACGCCCUGGGGGAGACGGACGCGGACAUGGCAAAAAAGAGCAAUUCGCUAUAAACAUUCGAAGGCAGGCUCUCACUCACCCUCCCCUCCUUCCCAUGUCACUUCUUCUUGCUUCUUUUUUUGCUCCUUUUUUCGCUUUCGUUUUUCUCAACAUUCCCGCUUUUUUUAUUUUUCUCGAGAUGUUGUUCAUGUUUCCAAAUAUACUUUACGAUUAG
Molecule: messenger RNA, 1538 nt
Organism: Caenorhabditis angaria
Lineage: Eukaryota; Metazoa; Nematoda; Chromadorea; Rhabditida; Rhabditidae
Source: the annotation of a GenBank genome assembly